This is a messenger RNA of Podarcis muralis (Common wall lizard), 2041 nucleotides long. It is a transcript of the gene FRZB, whose product is annotated as frizzled related protein. Gene Ontology annotation, biological process: canonical Wnt signaling pathway; non-canonical Wnt signaling pathway. Lineage: Eukaryota; Metazoa; Chordata; Lepidosauria; Squamata; Lacertidae. The record is from RefSeq and is a predicted model, not a curated record. Gene Ontology annotation, molecular function: Wnt-protein binding. Gene Ontology annotation, cellular component: cytoplasm.
UAUGCUCCUUCGACGGUGUGGGUGUCCCGUCCGCCACCUCGGAGAGCCAAUCCCUUCACAAGGAUCACCUUUAUUUUAUUUUCUGGCAGCCGGAGGCAGAAACGAGAAAGCGACAGAUGGAGAGGAGCGCGCGCCUGCAACUUUCCAAGGGGAUAAGCAGAAGAGCCAGGGGUGGGAGACGACAAGCAGUGACUUAUAACUGAUGGGAGUGGAUGCGAGCCUCAGGUCAUGCAGUUCCUCGCUCCUUCUCGUCUUCCACCCCCCAACAACCUCUUUCCUCCCUUGCAAAGGAACAGAGAGGCGGCGGAGAGGGGUGGGACCAGGAGCGCGCGGCGCAGAAAGAGGAGGAGCCGGGGCUCCUUGGCUAGGAGGUGGAAAGUGAAAAAGGGGGCUGAUUCCACCAGCCGCACACAAGCGAAGCCGGUCUCGCCUGUGCAGCCAGCAGCCCGAGCCGAGAUCGACCAGCAGCGCGAUUUCUCUCUCCUCCAAAACUUUUUCUUGGGCGACGUCUCCAAGUCCCUCUGCGCGCCGCUCCAAAGUCGCCUUCCUUCCCGAUGUAGAGAAGAGGAGCGCCCACCCCUUGUACCAGCCAGUUCCCUCCGAUUUCCACAACCCCCCCUACCUCAACCCGGACUUUUGCAAGAGGGGUCGACCUGGUCCCCGAGGGAGAGAAGGGGGCGGACCCCGGAGCAGUCCCUCCGCCGCGCGGGGUCAGGAAGGAGAGCUCUCUCGGCGGCGCGAGGGUCUUGCCCCGGAGGGGGGCGCCGCCGCGGACGUCUCCGCCGUCGGGCUGCUCCUCGGCGAGGGCGAUGGUGGCGCUGCUGCUGCCGCCGCCCGCCUUGCUGGCCGCCCUGGGCGGGCUGUUGGCGAGCUGGGCGCCGCCGCCGGCCGCGGGCGCGUCCUGCGAGCCGGUGCGCAUCCCGCUGUGCAAGUCGUUGCCCUGGAACAUGACCAAGAUGCCCAACCACCUGCACCACAGCACGCAGGCCAACGCCAUCCUGGCCAUGGAGCAGUUCGAGGGCUUACUGGGCAUCCACUGCAGCGCCGACCUGCUCUUCUUCCUGUGCGCCAUGUACGCGCCCAUCUGCACCAUCGACUUCCAGCACGAGCCCAUCAAGCCCUGCAAAUCCGUGUGCGAGAGGGCCCGCGCCGGCUGCGAGCCCGUACUCGUCAAGUACGGCCACGCGUGGCCCGAGAGCCUGGCCUGCGAAGAACUGCCCGUCUACGACCGAGGCGUCUGCAUCUCCCCGGAGGCCAUCGUCACGGCCGAGGGAUCCGAUUUCCCUAUGGAGUCUAAUAAUGGCAACUGUAGAGGCACCGGCAAUGAGCGCUGCAAAUGCAAGCCAAUAAAAGCAACCCAGAAGACUUAUCUUCGGAACAAUUACAACUACGUCAUUCGAGCUAAAGUGAAGGAGGUGAAGACCAAAUGUCACGAUGUCACUGCAGUAGUGGAAGUGAAGGAGAUACUAAAAUCUUCCUUGGUGAACAUUCCUAGGGACACUGUAAACCUGUACACAAACUCUGGCUGCCUCUGCCCACCUCUCAAUGCUAACGAAGAAUACAUCAUCAUGGGUUACGAAGACGAAGAGCGCUCGAGGUUGCUCUUGGUAGAAGGCUCCAUAGCUGAGAAAUGGAAGGAUCGACUUGGUAAAAAAGUCAAGCGCUGGGAUCAGAAACUCCGCCAUCCUGGGAAGGGCAGAAACGAACCUGGACAAAGCGAUUCUGCUCAAAAAUCCAGCAGAAGCACCAACCCGCGGCAAAGGCACAACUAGAUGCAAAAAUGUCACGUGUCAGGAAAAAAUAAUAACAGUCCAUGGACUUCUAUAAAUUAAAAGACUUGCCUUGUUGGAGCAGCAAAGAAGAAAUUGCACUAUUGCACGUUGUAUUCUAUUGUUUACUAUGAGAUCAUGUUGUAGUCCAGAUUAGUUUUUAUCUUCUUCUUGUGUUUUCUGGCCCCUUGUAUUUGUAGGAGUAUAGACACACAGAAUUUUUUAUUUUAUUUUUUGGUAUAUUAUCCUCACAAAUGUCUGUGGACCAUUUC